Messenger RNA from Globicephala melas (long-finned pilot whale), 1176 nucleotides. RefSeq names its product cms1 ribosomal small subunit homolog (gene CMSS1). Gene Ontology annotation, cellular component: nucleus; 90S preribosome. The record is from RefSeq and is a predicted model, not a curated record. NCBI's taxonomy places the organism in Eukaryota, Metazoa, Chordata, Mammalia, Artiodactyla, Delphinidae.
GCGACAGUGUCUGAGGAGAGGCUGAGCGUGCUGCGACGCCGGCAUCCCUCCUCUGAAGCAGCGCGAGUCACGGUCAGCGCCCGCUCCUCCCUGGUGGUCGGGCCACGUCGAGUCCCGCGUGGAGAUGGCAGACGAUCUUGGAGACGAGUGGUGGAAGACCCAGCCGGCAGGAGCAGCCAGCAGCCCAGAAGCAUCAGAUGGUGAAGGAGGAGGAGACACAGCAAUGAUGCAGCAGGAGAGAGCUCCAGUUCCUGCCCUGUCAAAGAAAACCGAACAGCCUAAAGAAUGUUUCUUGAUACAACCAAAGGAAACAAAUGAAGAUGCCACCAAGACCAGGAAGAGGAAAAAGAAGAAAAUUACUGAUGUUCUUGCAAAAUCAGAGCCAAAACCAGGGACACCUGAAGACCUACAUAAGCUGAUGAAAGACUAUUAUAGCAGCAACCGCUCAGUGAUUGAAUUAGAAGAACUAACCCUACCAGACUCCUGCUUCCUCAAGGCCAAUGAUUUGACUCACAGUCUUUCAUCAUAUCUAAAAGAAAUCUGCCCUAAAUGGGUGAAACUUCGGAAAAACCACUGUGAGAAGAAAUCGGUCCUGAUGCUGAUUAUCUGUGGCUCUGCCAUCCGAGCCCUGGAGCUCAUUAGGUCAAUGACUGCAUUCAGAGGAGACAGCAAAGUCGUGAAAUUAUUCGCAAAACACAUAAAGGUCCAGGAGCAGGUAAAAUUGCUGGAGAAGCGUGUGGUACACCUGGGUGUAGGAACUCCAGGGAGGAUUAAAGAACUCAUUAAACAAGGUGGCCUUAAUUUGAACCCCUUAAAGUUUCUGGUUUUUGACUGGAAUUGGAGAGAUCAGAAGUUGAGAAGGAUGAUGGACAUUCCUGAGAUAAGAAAGGAGGUUUUUGAAAUUCUGGAAAUGGGAGUCCUCAGCCUAUGCAAGUCAGAAUCUUUGAAGCUGGGCCUUUUCUAAGUCUGGGUCCUAAUGAAAAUUCCUGUUUUCGUGGUGGGAUUUGCAUGGCUCUGGCCCAUUGCAAGCAGUUGGUAAAUAUCAGCUAUUGUUUUAUUAAAUUGAUUGUAUCACCAGAUGGAUCACUGGGAAUCUUAGGUGGGGAUUCUUUUACAAAAUGAAUGUGUCCUUUGCCAACUCCCUUGUAUAAUAAAGUAUCACUGGCUUGUGUGUGA